AGUUCCGUUCAUGAAUCCACCUGAAAACUAACUAAAAAACUACUUUGAACCAGAAAAAUGACUUCGGAAGUGUUUAAAAAUCAAUACAAAAACUAUGGCCGAAACGAGGCGGUGAUGCAACAGGAACGGCGCGAGCGAUUGCUGGAAGAACAGCGGAGCGCCCGCCAGCAUGAGUUUGAUUCCGGUCGACCGGGUCUGCUCCAAGAAAUCGAAAACCAUGCUUCCGAGGAUCCCGAAGAUGCUGAGGCGGAAAUCAUGGAGUGCCAGCCGAGUACCCAGCCAAAUGCCGCCCAGCGCCGUCACCGGAUGUCCAGGCGAUCGAAGCUGUACGCGAAAAAACUACAGCUUUCCGAGUGGAUGUACGAGCGACCGGAAGAUCUGGAAAACUGGUACAGUGUCCCGUGUCCGGUAGGGCAACGGUGCCUGUUGGUGAUCCGGAAUAAGCUAGCCAUUGCGUACGACAAGCGAGGCCAAUCGAUCGCCACCGUCCGCACAAACAUACACGUGCAGGAUAAGCGAGGCCCGAUCGUCCUGGAUUGUGUCCUCACUUCGAACCACAUCUUUUACAUACUCGAUGUGCUCGUUUACCAGCAGCUGGAUCUAGUGCAGUGCGACUGCCAGUUCCGGUACACGUGGAUUGCAAACAAAUUCACCGAGGACGAACUGAACGAACGAUUCAACGCCAAAAGUACCAUCAAGAAGAACCGGCUGGAGCUGAAACUUCUUCCGCAUUACGAUUGUACGCCACUGGACAGUCUGGCCGAAUGUUUGGCCCAUUAUCCGGCGUUCGACGACGUUGGUACACAGUUGGAUGGGUUCCUGUUUUACCACAAAGCAUCUCACUAUGUCUACGGAAAGACCCCUCUAGUCACGUGGUUGUUCCCGUUCAUGCUUUCCGAUGUGCUGCAGCUACCCGUGGGAUUGGUACACCAAGGUUACGACGAGCAACGACCCGCUACUUACGAUGGAAACUACGCGCAAUUCAUAGCCGAGUUUGAAAAACGGCAAAAGAAUCUCAAACGCAGAAAGAAGCAUCACAAGCCAGGCAACACAGCCGAGAUCCAUCCCGAGGAUACCAUGGACACAUCGUACGUAAGCGUAGAACACAAUCCGGACGAUGAUGCCUUAUGGGAGGCAAUGGAAAUGGCUCCACUCGACUCCGACGACGAGGAUCUGCAUUCGUCCGGCAUUAACGCGAACGAUUGAAUUAACGAUUUUUGAAAUCGACGAAAGGUUUUUGAACCUGAAAAGUUUGUUAUCUGUCCCUUACGUGAAUUAGGGUUUUUAAACGUUUUUUUUCUGUUUUUCUUUGUCAAUAAAAGUCA
Molecule: messenger RNA, 1325 nt
Organism: Anopheles aquasalis
Lineage: Eukaryota; Metazoa; Arthropoda; Insecta; Diptera; Culicidae
Gene: Snup
Product: snurportin-1
Biological process (GO): snRNA import into nucleus
Cellular component (GO): nucleus; cytoplasm
Source: RefSeq, a predicted model, not a curated record